AUGCAAGAUCGCACGUUCCGGCUCAAACAGACUAUCUACAAAGCACCACAUCCACCUGUAGAUUUUGUACAGCUCAACGAGGCAGAAUUAUCUGAAGACUUUGUGGACACCUUUCUCCAGACUGCCGUCGGUGAUACAUUCGGCGUUGCCGCUGCGUAUGGCUCCAAGGGGAUCCUUACAUCCAUUGCAUUCGCCACUCCUUCCCGUGGCGUGUUUGUCCAAAUGCCGAAGCCUGGCUCGAACGCUAAGGCGAAGUCAAAGAAGGGAGGCCAAGGAAAGGUCCAAGGGCGUGAUAUCCUUCACAGAGGCUUUCUUUGCCGUCCAGGCUUUCGGAAGAUGGUGCUUGAUGCCCCUCGUCUUGUUGCAGCUUUGCAACUCGACUUUGGAUUGACCGCGACUCAAAUAAUCGAGCUAUGGUCCAUUCUCUCUAGCAAUCGCCAGACAAACAACGAUUUGUACAAGGUUCUCGGUGGAGAGAAUCUACUCCAUUCAGAACGGGCAUCGGACAUCUUCCUCGCCGAAUCAGCGGAUGCGUCUCAUUUGCGUAAUGUAUGUGAGCGGGCAUGGGCAUCUUGCCAAGUUAGUCAUAUCAAGCAUUUGCAAAAACAAUUAUUGGCCAUAUCCCCCAUUGAUACGCAUACAUUUAAUGCGAAGCACCUGGCUAUUUGUGUCAAAUCCAUUCGCGAUGCAGAUCGCCUCCGCGCACUGAAGCCUACGAAAGUAAAGAACGACGUUUCCGCCGAGUUUAGUCGUACCAAUGGCGUACUUAAUGUCAAUUUGACUCGUUUCAAGACCCGUCUCCGUAAAUCCAAGGUACUGGUUGAGAUUUCAAAUAAAGGAUCUGCGCCAAUAUCUGCCAGUGGACGUACCGUUCAUGCCGAAGGGAAAUCUGCGAGGAUUUCGGUGCAUCAGAACGUUUCGACCAACGCCAAAAUUUGCUCUGUUUAUACUAUUGGCAGGGAAGAUCCUACUUAUGCAGAGCUCGAGCGAACAGAGGCCAUACUCGCUGUGUUACAAUGCAGGAUCAAGCUGUUCGAAGUACCGGUAGUCCGGAAGAUGUUCAAUACCGAAACCUCCCGUAUGUCUUGCAAGAAGAAAGACUCCGCCAAAUCAAAUCUCGAUGUUCCUGACAUCUGCUUUCCCUCUCGUCCUCUAAAUGGGACACAGACCGUCGCAGUUCGUCGGAUACUGUCCACGGAGAGUAACGAUCAAAUUUGUCUUAUUCAUGGACCCCCUGGGACGGGUAAGACUACCGUUAUCGCGGCUUCUGUUACAAGUAUCAUAGCUGCUAGCAAGUCUGAUCACGGAGUCUGGUUGAUCGCCCAAUCCAAUGUCGCGGUGAAGAAUAUAGCGGAGAAACUUGGCAGUGUUGGUUUCUGGGAAUUCAAAGUCCUUGUCUCAAAAGAUUUUCACUUCGAAUGGCACGAACAUUUGUACGAAGAUAUUGAGAGAAAUGUCAUUCGCUCUGAUGAUUUCGCUCCGAACGCAGUUGGCAUGUCUCGUUUGUUACUCGAUUCACGAGUUAUUCUAUGCACAAUCAGCAUGCUGUCGCAUCCGCGGCUUGGAUCAACGGGGCUCACUCGGCUUGUCCCUGUCACUACGGUUAUCGUCGACGAAGCUAGUCAGAUCGAGUUGGGCGACUACCUACCGCUCUUGUACAAGUUUGGGCAGAAUCUGCGUAAGCUGGUUUUCAUAGGAGAUGACAAGCAGCUCGCGCCUUACGGCCAAGAUGACCUUCGCAAUCUUUGCAGCGUUUUUGAGCUCCCUCACCUUCGACAAGAAGCUGUAUUUCUAGAUACUCAAUAUCGUAUGCCAGUACCGAUUGGCAAAUUCAUCUCAGCUCAUGUGUACGGGGGUCGCUUGAACACGGAGCAUUCUGUCAACUCGCGCCUCUCGUGCCGUUUUGUCGACGUCAAGCAUGGCAAGGAGAGGAGAUCCGGAAAUAGCUGGGUUAACGAUGCAGAAGCCCAUGCCAUCGAGUUCAUCGCAACAAAGCUACAUAAACAGAGCAAGGCCUUUCGGAUCAUUACUCCUUAUGAUGCUCAACGCAAUUUACUGGAGAAUCGAUUGCGAGCUGUGGGUAUUCCUUGGGAGAACAAGUGUUUCAACGUAGACUCGUUCCAAGGUAACGAGGAAGAAUAUAUUAUCGUUUCGGUUGUUCGGUCUGAAAAGAUUGGUUUCCUCUCAAAUGUCCGCCGAACCAACGUCAUGCUCUCGCGCUGCAAGACAGGUAUGAUAAUAUGCAGCAGUCGUGCGUUCCUGCAAGGGAAAGCUUCAUCGACACUUAUGGGCAAGCUCGCCACCGAGUGGGGUGCCAAUAGCUGGGUGCCCUGGAGGGACCUAUUGUCAGGCAGGUUUUAA
Fibroporia radiculosa is the source of this 2361-nucleotide messenger RNA. RefSeq lists its product as uncharacterized. The record is from RefSeq and is a predicted model, not a curated record. NCBI's taxonomy places the organism in Eukaryota, Fungi, Basidiomycota, Agaricomycetes, Polyporales, Fibroporiaceae. The transcript has 8 exons. Bases 1 to 2361 code for a protein of 786 amino acids.